UGGGUGGGUAAUUCUGUCACAGAUGAUUUGGCUCCCUGAACUCAGCUGCCAGCUCAUGUCCAGGGGGCCUUAGUAUCUGAGACCAAGACAUUUUAGCAGGGAGUUGAGCUCACCAGGAAUCAUCUGCCAUUCCAGACCCUGUGCUGCUACCUGCCAGGUGGCCCCCACCGCCAAGAAGAAAUGAUGGAUUUCCUAGUCUUCCCGGACUUCUCGCAGCGAGUUCCUCUGCCCAGCUAUGUCUUCUUCCUCACCCAUUUCCUUCUUCUCCUCCAGCCCGGAGAGCUGAACUCAGAGGAGGUCAGGGUAGUAGGCCCUGGAGAGCCCAUCCUGGCACUUGUGGGGGAAGAGGUGGAGUUCUCGUGCCAUCUGUCCCCAUACCUGGAUGCCGAGGACAUGGAGAUCCGCUGGUUCCGGAGUCAGACCUCUGAUGUGGUGCACCUGUACCAGGGGCGGCAAGAGCUCUACAGCCAGCAAAUGGCACAGUUCCAGAACAGGACCAGACUCAUCAAGGAUGAUAUCAUGGAUGGCAGCGUGAACCUGCAGCUCCAUGGCAUCAUUCCUGCUGAUGAGGGCCUGUACGGAUGCCGUUUCCUCUCCAGCAACUUCUCCAAGGAAGCUGUCUGGGACCUAGAGGUAGCAGGGCUGGGCUCAGACCCUCACAUCUCCCUUGAGGGCUUCAAGAAGGGAGGCGUUCAGCUGAAGUGCAGCUCCAGUGGCUGGUACCCCAAACCCCAGGCUCAAUGGAAAGAUCAUAAAGGACAGUGCCUGUCUCCAGAGAUGGAAGCCAUUGUCCAGGAUGCCCGGGGCCUGUUCAAUCUGGAAACAUCUGUGGUUGUCCAAGGGGGUGCCCACAGCAAUGUGUCUUGCUCCAUCCAGAACUCCCUCCUGUUCCAGAAGAAAGAGUUCACCAUCCAGAUAGCAGACGCAUUUUUACCCGGAAGCUCCCCUUGGAAGAGGGCUUUCCUCGGGACUCUGGUGGGACUGCCGCUCCUCCUAGCUCUCCUCCUGACGCUGGCGCUGUACUUCUUUCAGAAGCAACGGAGGUGCCAAGAAAAGCUGAGGAAGCAGGCUGAGAAGGACAAAGAGAGACUCUCAGCAGAACUGGGGAAGCUUCAGACAGAGCUUGACUGGAGAAGGGCUGAAGGCCAGGCUGAGUGGAGAGAAGCCCAACAAUAUGCAGUGGACGUAACCCUUGAUCCAGCCUCGGCACACCGCAGCCUGGAAGUCUCCGAGGAUGGCAAGAGUGUGUCUUCCUGCACCGCGGUGCCCGGCGCUGUGGUGGGGGAUCCCCAGCGGUUCUCUGAGCAGACCUGUGUGCUGAGCUGUCAGCGCUUCUCGGCUGGCCGCCACUACUGGGAAGUGCAUGUGGGCAGGCGCAGCCGCUGGUUCUUGGGUGUGUGUCUGGCCUCAGCGCCGCAGCGCGUGGGGCCAGUGCACCUAAGCCCAGCCAAUGGCUACUGGGUGAUGGGGCUGUGGAACCGCUGUGAGUACUUCAUCCUGGACCCACACCGCGUUGCGCUCACCCUGCGUGUGCCGCCGCGGUGUGUGGGCAUCUUCCUGGAUUGGGAAGCAGGAAAGCUGUCCUUCUUCAAUGUGUCAGACGGCUCCCACAUCUUCACCUUCACUGAUACCUUCUCAGGGACGCUCUGUGCGUAUUUCAGGCCCAGAGCUCACGACGGUGGUGCCCACCCAGAUCCCCUCACCAUCUGCCCAUUGCCUCUUAGAAGGACAUGCAUCCUUGAAGAGAAUGAGCUUGAUGCCUGGUUACAGCCCUAUGAGUCCUCAGAUCCCACCCUGGGCCUGUGGUGAGGCACUCUUUUGCCUUUAGGUCUGGGUCCUUGGCAGCUUCCUGGAUCCCUGGCUGAGAUUUGCUCUCCCACUGCCUCUAGAGUGGAGGAAACAUCACCAAAAUGGUCAGCAAAGGCUCAUGACUAGCACAGAAGAAACAAACAAAA
Ailuropoda melanoleuca (giant panda) is the source of this 1955-nucleotide messenger RNA. It is a transcript of the gene BTNL9, whose product is annotated as butyrophilin like 9. Gene Ontology annotation, molecular function: signaling receptor binding. Gene Ontology annotation, biological process: regulation of cytokine production; T cell receptor signaling pathway. The record is from RefSeq and is a predicted model, not a curated record. Lineage: Eukaryota; Metazoa; Chordata; Mammalia; Carnivora; Ursidae. The transcript has 11 exons. Gene Ontology annotation, cellular component: external side of plasma membrane. Bases 181 to 1809 code for a protein of 542 amino acids.